AUGACAACCUCUGGACGACUCGCCCUGCACGAACUGACACUUUUUGAAAUAGCAAGUGCUAUCGGGACUCCACUGUCGUUAGAUGAAUCGACAAAAAAGCGCACUUUUGGGCAUUACGCUCGAAUUCUGGUUGACAUCGAUCUCUCGAUGCGAAUGUUUGAUGAAAUCACUGUUCAAAGGGAUGGCUAUGAUUUUCAUUUGGGGGUGGUUUACGAGAGGUUGCCGGAUUUUUGCACCCAUUGCAAUAUUCUAGGGCAUGACAUCACUGCUUGCAAAUGGUUGCACCCUGACAAAGAAAGAGAUCACAGCAAACAGAUCAUCAAGGUGAAGAAGGAAGCAGCGCAGGUGCUGCAAUAUGUUGCUAAGCCACAACCUAAACCCCAGCAGAAGAAUGGUUCUACAACAUUGCCACAAAUGGAUGCGCCCCAGCAUCGGGAAAGCUUACCAGUCCCGGUUGCAAGCGCCAAACCGCGAACACAUACGCAGGAAAACGCAACUAAAGACAACAUUCCAGUUAUGUACACCGAAGCAAAGGGAGAAAAAGCGACGAGUACCAGUUACAGCAUGCCUUUGCAAGGCGUGACAGAUGAAAUUGUCCAAGGCAAGUUGCCAGUGACGGGUCCAAUUUUAGAAGAGGUAGUAGUACAGUCACUAGAUGUGGUCCGAAAUAACAAUAGUGGAGAGGAGGAGGUAAUCUUUGUUCCGGAAACUCAACUCACAAGAGUAGUUGCGGAUGACGAUUUUGAUGAUGUCGUGCAAAAAGAUUUACAUGCCGCAAAGAAGCUAUGGGCAGAUAUGGUUGAGAUGGAACAACCUUUCACGCCCGUUGUCUCUAAGAGUAAAUUGAAGAAAGAGAGACAGAAACUGAGAAGCGCCUGA
Molecule: messenger RNA, 879 nt
Organism: Trifolium pratense (red clover)
Lineage: Eukaryota; Viridiplantae; Streptophyta; Magnoliopsida; Fabales; Fabaceae
Exons: 2
Coding region: 1-879 (292 amino acids)
Source: RefSeq, a predicted model, not a curated record